Molecule: messenger RNA, 1999 nt
Organism: Amblyraja radiata (thorny skate)
Lineage: Eukaryota; Metazoa; Chordata; Chondrichthyes; Rajiformes; Rajidae
Gene: sf3b2
Product: splicing factor 3b, subunit 2
Exons: 14
Cellular component (GO): U12-type spliceosomal complex; nucleus
Source: RefSeq, a predicted model, not a curated record
AGGAGGAGGAGGAGGGGGGGAAGAUGGCGGAUGCGCCUCCUGGCGUGGAUGUGCCCGAACUGGGCACCUGGAGCAUCGCCGAACUCCAAGCCAAGCUCAAUGAGAUCGGUUUCUCCCCACAAGGUAUUAACCCGCCGCCUGUCCGGACUGAAGGCGACCGACACCGGCCCGGGCCCAGCGACGCCCGGAGCCUGGGGCUCGAGUUCCGGGUAGUCCGCUGCCCCGACCUCAGAAGAGUGCGUGAAGAUCUGAUCGAACGCCUGCAGAACUACAGUCUCCAGACUGGAUCGAUUCUGAACCGACCCGUGCGUAAGGAUGAGCUGGACAAGGGGCACCCCAUGUCACCCAUGCCGGGGCAGAUGGCCGGGAUGCAGAUGCCCCCCCGCUCCAUGGGCAUGUCGCGAAUCCCCCACCCGCCCGGCAUGCAGAUGGGCUUCCCCAUGGGGGUGCCCCACGGGAUGGGCCCCCGCAUGCACAUGCCCUCCGUCGACCCGUCGGGCCUCUCCGAGGAAGAGAGGCUGAAGCUGGCACAGCAGCAGGCCGCCAUCCUCAUCCAGCAGGAGGAGAGAGCCAAGCAGAUGAGACGCAGGGCCUCGGUGCUGCAGCUCCCGCUGACUCGUUUCGCGUCUUCCCCUCAGGCAGCCGCUCUGAUGCAGCACGAGAGGAAGCAGCAGGAAAUGGCACAGCUGCAGCAGGGUGUCUCGGGACCCCGGCCUAUGGACGUCCGGCCCCGCCUGACGAUGGGGCCGCGAGGCAGCGGGCCCAUUCAGUUGUCCAUGUCCGUGGGCAUGCGUUCGUCACCGCAGGGGAUGUCCGCCACGCUGACCGGGCCAGGGAUGGGCCCACGCAUCCGCGGACCACCCCCACCCCCCGGAGAAGAGAACAGAGAGGGCGAUGAGCUGGGACCCGGCCCCAGAAUCCCCCAGGUCCUUGAGAAGAUCCUUCAACUCAAGGAGCAGCGGCAGGUGGAGCAGACGGCAAUAUCGGAGGCUUCAGAUGAGGCUGAUUCAACGCUGGGAGCCACCCUGACACCGGCCGAUACCGAGGAUGAAGAGCUCGCCUCGUCGCUGUCGAAGAAAGAGAAAAGCCGGAAACGCCGCAACAGAAAGAAGAAAAAGAAGGGGGUGCGGGGCGAGGAGAACGGGGUGAAGAAGAAGGCGGAGGCGGUGGAAGCCAUGGACACCGACACGGAUGUAGAGGUGGAGUACAUCACCGAGGAGCCGGAGAUGUUCGACGCCAACUUCAUCUACUUCAAGAGGAUAUUCGAGUCCUUCAGGCUGACGGACGAUGUGAAGAAAGACAAGGACAAAGAGCCGGACAAAACCGACAAGCUGGAGUCGGCCGUGGUGCUGAAGAAGAAAGGGUUUGAAACGGACCUGAAGGGGAGCAGUGACGAUGAUGAUUUGGACAGUGAUGAUGAUGCGAUGAAGAAGGACGACCUCCCCAAGCUGUCAAAGAAGAAGAUGAGGAGACUGAAUCGCCUGAGUGUGGCUGAACUGAAGCAGCUGGUGGCCCGGCCGGACGUGGUGGAGAUGCACGACGUGACAGCGCACGACCCCAAGCUGCUCGUCCACCUCAAGGCCACCCGCAACUCGGUGCCCGUGCCCCGGCACUGGUGCUUCAAGCGCAAGUAUCUGCAGGGCAAGCGCGGCAUCGAGAAGCCCCCCUUCGAGCUGCCCGAGUUUAUCCGCCGCACCGGCAUCCAGGAGAUGAGAGAGGCCCUGCAGGAGAAGGAGGAGCAGAAGACCAUGAAGACCAAGAUGAGGGAGAAGGUGCGGCCCAAAAUGGGCAAGAUUGACAUCGACUACCAGAAGCUGCACGACGCCUUCUUCAAAUGGCAGACCAAGCCCAAACUGACCAUCCACGGGGACCUGUACUAUGAGGGAAAAGAGUUUGAGACCCGUCUAAAGGAGAAGAAACCUGGAGACCUGUCCGAUGAGCUGAGACUGGCCCUUGGAAUGCCGGUGGGAGCUGUAAGUACAUUCCCUUCUUUCCCGGG